Cladophialophora bantiana CBS 173.52 is the source of this 2847-nucleotide messenger RNA. RefSeq lists its product as uncharacterized. Gene Ontology annotation, cellular component: endoplasmic reticulum. The coding region runs from base 1 to 2847 and encodes 948 amino acids. Gene Ontology annotation, biological process: phosphatidylinositol dephosphorylation. Gene Ontology annotation, molecular function: phosphatidylinositol-4-phosphate phosphatase activity. The transcript is spliced from 3 exons. The record is from RefSeq and is a predicted model, not a curated record. Lineage: Eukaryota; Fungi; Ascomycota; Eurotiomycetes; Chaetothyriales; Herpotrichiellaceae.
AUGGGCCUUGUCCGCAGACUGCUGAUCUGGGCAGCCGUUGAUGGCGUCGUCCUUCAAGCUCAUGGCUCUACGGAGGCCCCCAAGGCAAUCCAGAUCGACUACAAGAGCCGUCGGAUAAGGGAACUUCAGAAGUCCGAUGCAUCAGCGAAGAGAACCGCUCCCUUGGAAGCUCACGGCAUCGUCGGAUUGCUUUCAAUUGCCUCGUCUUCUUUCCUUGUCGCGAUCACCCAGCGAGAGCAAGUUGCCCAGAUAUUUGGAAAACCGAUUUAUGUCAUUACCGACGUUGCCAUUCUCCCCCUGUCUUCCCAAGAUGAAGCCACUCUAGCCAUCACAGCCGCCCUAGAGUCUCAGACGUUAGACUCGUCCUCAACUGACACUGAUACCGACGUGACCGAUAUAGAGGACAACAACACCAAUCCACAGGAGCAGGAAGAGCCCGAGACUCCUGUGGAACAUGAGCUUCCUGGACAACAGAUCUCCAAUCCCACCAGUAUCGCCAGAGAUGUCAUUGCUAAGCGAGGCCAAUAUGGACGAUUUGCUGCCCAAUGGUUCUCCAGGCAGGGUUGGGGUGGAGGCAAGACCCCAGACACCACAUCUGGGACUUCGACAAAGAGUGAAACCUUGAAAACGGCGUCCAGCUCGACGGCCGAAUCAGACGCGGUAGUAGCAGCAAAUCAACUCGAAGCCAGCGACGACAAUGAAGCACAAGAAGAAAAGCAUAGUAAGGAUGCCGAGCAGCUCCUGAGCGACACCUCCAUCACCGAGGCGACUUCCAAAAUUCUUAGGAGGACCAAGAUGAUCUUGACCUCUCGCAGCUAUUUCUUCUCGUACGAAUUCGAUCUGACCCGUAGGCUAGCUGUUAUGGGUGGGAGCGCAACUCCUCCUUCACGAGAUACCCUUGACCCUAUGUAUUUUUGGAACCGACGAUUACUAGGCCCAUUCAUGGACGCAAGACAAGAUUCGUUCAUGACGCCCAUAUUGCAAGGGUUUGUAGGUCAGAGAAUCUUUACAGUUACGAAAGCAGGGCCCGAGAAUCCUCAGUCCGCCUGUGUGGUAGACGCCGAGCAUGGUGAGCAGUCAGCAGGGGUACAACACGCCAUAAACCAUGCCAAACAGGGCCUUGCCAGCAUCAGUAAUGACAUGCAGUCCUAUCUGCUAACACUGAUCUCACGACGAUCGGUUAAGCGGUCGGGCCUUCGAUAUCUUCGCCGCGGCCUCGACGAUGAAGGCAACUGUGCCAACGCGGUCGAGACCGAGCAGAUCCUGUCAGCUCCAGAUUGGUCUCCUUCUCGGCGAAUCCGGUCAUUUGUACAGAUACGUGCCUCUAUACCUCUCUACUUCUCACAGUCGCCCUACUCGCUGAAGCCGACACCGAUGCUCCAUCAGUCACCAUCCAAGAAUGAUGCAGCGAUGAAGAAACAUUUUCAGGAUCUCAGGCGACGAUAUGGCGGUGUCCAAGUUGUCUGCUUGGUGGACAAACAUGGCCCGGAAGUUAUCAUCGGCGAUGCUUUCGAGAAAAAGGUCCAUUCCUUGCAGGAAUCUAAUCAGCUUGAAGAUGUCUUGUAUGAAUGGUUCGAUUUCCAUGCCGAGUGCCGUGGAAUGAAGUUCGAGAACGUGUCCAGGCUUGUUGACAAGCUCGAAAACACUAUCAAGAGAUACGGCGAGACUGUGAUCUCGAAGGAUGGGAUGGAGACAAGCCAAUCAGGAGUAAUUCGAACCAACUGCAUGGAUUGCUUAGACCGCACCAACGUUGCUCAGAGUGCUUUCGGACAGUACAUGCUGCAAAGAGACUUGGGCAGAGAAGGGUUCGAGAUCGAUCUGCUGCACGACGACAGCACAACCUGGUUCAAUACCCUAUGGGCUGAUAAUGGAGACGCCAUAUCGCGGCAGUAUGCAUCCACAGCAGCGCUGAAAGGAGACUUUACAAGGACCCGUCGACGGAACUACCGUGGAGCAUUGAAUGAUUUCAGCCUGACCUUGACUCGGUUUUACAACAAUAUGGUCAAUGACUAUUUCUCCCAGGCGGUCAUUGACUUCCUCCUCGGCAACGUGUCAUGGAGAGUGUUUGAAGACUUCGAGAGCAGCAUGAUGAGCAAAGAUCCAGGAAUAUCAAUUGAUCAAGCUCGACAAGCGGCGAUCGAGAGUUGUGCUAAACAAGUAAUACAGGAGCAGGACGAAGACCUCAUUCACGGCUGGACAAUGUUAGCGCCGGCACACGAGAACACCUUGCGAACCAUGCCGUUCGAAGAAGCGGUUGUACUUUUGACAGAUGCGGCUCUCUACUGCUGCAGGUUCGACUGGACCACGGAAAAACUUGCCUCUUUUGAGAAAGUUGACCUGCGAUCUAUAUCGAAAAUCCGGUAUGGAACAUAUAUCACAUCAACGUUCAGCGAACGACAGAUGAAGGAAGAGCUCAAUGCCGGGCUUGUAGUGAUAUAUCAACCUGGAAAAGGAAGCACUAUUCGAACAAACACGAGAUCCUUACAAAACUAUGUUGCACCCAAAACAGACGAAUCCGAGAAUCGAAUCGACGGAGGAACCGGGAUCCUGUCGUGGCUUAGUCCCGCUUCAGCUGCACCAUCGAGAAAGUUAGCCAUGAAGGUAAUCCCAGCAGCGACGACAGAUUCGGAUGGUGUUGCGGGGCAUGAGGAACAGGCACCAUUGGCAGUCGCUGAGAAUAUUGCAGAUGAAAUUCGACGAGCGCUCACGGGGAGCACAGAACAUGGUGAGCUGCAAGGCACUGACCUUGUAGAGCAGUCGGCCAUUAUCUCGUUGGAGGAAGCGAAGAAACGGGUUGGGUAUCUCGAGCAGUUGGGUCAUUCCAUCAAGAAGAUGGUCUGGACGUGA